Molecule: messenger RNA, 477 nt
Organism: Tripterygium wilfordii
Lineage: Eukaryota; Viridiplantae; Streptophyta; Magnoliopsida; Celastrales; Celastraceae
Product: protein SPA, chloroplastic
Exons: 4
Coding region: 46-402 (118 amino acids)
Source: RefSeq, a predicted model, not a curated record
CAAAAGUAUUAGUGACGGGAGAUGAAGACGAGGGUAUGAGCCAAAAUGCCCAAACUCUUUGCCUGCAGCCAUAACUUGUGCAUUUCAUCGGCAUCACCAGCUCAUACUCAACACAGUUGUAGCACAACAUGGAAGGGUGUCAAGCAACAAAAACAGAGAAACAUGAUUCCGGCGGCCUCAAAAUCCGGCGGCUUUUCACUUAACUCGAUCUUGAAAAGAUGUGAAGCGUGUGGAGGCAAAGGUGCAGUUGAAUGUAGAGGAUGCAAGGGAACUGGAAGGAAUAAGAAGAAUGGAAAUAUUUUUGAGCGUUGGAAGUGUUAUGAUUGUCAAGGAUUUGGACUGGUUAGUUGUCCAAGCUGUGGAAAAGGAGGGCUUACACCAGAGCAAAGAGGGGAAAGAUAAAAAGUUUUAUAUGGAUUUUGGGACAUUAAAAGUGUAUUUCCAUUGUUGAUCAUAAACAUAAAUCUCUUUACUUAU